AUGGAAGGUAUUAUCGAUUCACCAGACGAUUUUUUCACUUCAAAGUCAACUCUCGAGAGCACAUUGUAUGCUCUCAAACAGCAAAUAAAAGACCCAAAAUUUUAUAGGGAGUUGUUACUCAAAUCAACACCAGAAAAACUGUCUGACAGGUGUUUGGUUUCUGUUGUUGUGACGGUGUUGUACGAGUUGGACCAACAACUCUGCUUUGACCAGGCGAACGGAACAUUGUGCAGGUACUUUGAAACAGCAGAUAAUGAGGUUACCGAUUUUCAGUACCUCUCAAGAAACAGAUUUUUGUGCGCUAUCGAGGGUUUCGAUAAUCCCUCGAUACCGUCAAUUUCUGGCUUGAGAAAAGACGGCAUGAGGAGAGGAGACAGAACCGCUGCAAAUGUUGACAAACUGGUUUCUGUCAUCUCGUUUGAAGACUCAAAACAACUUAAAGUCGGCGAACGGUAUCAUAUAAUCGGGAUAUACCAGUCAUCGAGAUAUGAUGGUGACUCGGAGUUGGAGAUCAAAGUGAAAAACGGACAGCGGGUAUAUGCGCUCCUUUGGAGAAAGUACCAUGGUGUGGAACAAAUUUGUGAUGAACACAAAGUGCCUGUUGAAAUGCAAAUCGCUCUGAAACAGGAAGACAUUAAACACGAAGGGGACAUUGUGAACAAAGACUCGUUAUUGAUAGAUUUUGGUGUGAGAGAGGACAUUCUCAAUGUUUUGGAAUGCGUUGUUGGACAACCACAAGCAAAGUUGUUGUUUUUGAGUCUUAUCUCACGGGUGUACAAGAGAGAACCAAUUAUUCUUCACAACUUUAAUUUGUUGAUCAACACAGACGACUUCGAGAAUAUUAAAACAUCUCUAUGUGAAGCAUUGAGUAUCAUCUCACCAUUCACUUAUUGUGUCGAUGGGAACGAGGAAAAGGGGUUGUUACCAAAGAUAACAAACGAUACAAUGUUUUACGACAAAUAUCCACUUCAAGUUGGAAAUGACGGGACUGUACUUGUCUUUUGUAAAAACACAGUCUCUGAUGACAAUUUGAGAGAUUUGGAAGACUUCCUUACAAACAAAAAUAUGAGGAUAGAAAUGCAUGGGUUCGAUGUUUCGAUUCCAGUCAAUUGCUCUGCUGUUAUUGUUUCAGAGAAUGGUGAAAAUGACGAGUUGGGGACACUUUGCAACAAAGUGAUAAAAGUUAAUAGAGGUAUUCGCGGGCGAAGCGUGAGUGAUAUUGUCAAUAACUGGAACGAAGAAAAACGAACAAAAGUGAGAGAGUAUUUUGGGUGGGUCACACGGGGUAAUUGCCAGAUAGAAGAAAGCAUUCAACAACUUAUCAGUGAAACAUACGUUCAACAAAGAGCGAUGAACAGUAACGUAAAUCAAGACACUUUACAUCAAUGGAUCACCGUUGCAAAUCUGCUUGGUAAUUCUUAUGGCUUAGAAAGUGUGACUCCACAAGUAUGGAAAGAGGCUGUCGAAUUGUUGAACUUGAUUUAA
This is a messenger RNA of Entamoeba invadens IP1, 1485 nucleotides long. RefSeq lists its product as hypothetical. The transcript has a single exon. The coding region runs from base 1 to 1485 and encodes 494 amino acids. Lineage: Eukaryota; Evosea; Mastigamoebida; Endamoebidae. The record is from RefSeq and is a predicted model, not a curated record. Gene Ontology annotation, molecular function: chromatin binding. Gene Ontology annotation, biological process: DNA-templated DNA replication.